AUGACCAGCAACAGUAACAUUCCUCCUGUUAUUGCUGUUAGAAGGUCAAGUAGAUUAUUCAAGACUGCUACUGAAUUGGUUGGUCUUGUUGAAGCCAGUCUAGAGUCGGAUACAUUGAUCAUUACUGAACAUCCUGUCAAGCCUCGUCCUGCUUCUAAAUACUUGUUACGACGAACUAUUACAACUGACAUCAAUUGUCCUUCUGUUCCUUCUGGUCCUUCAAUCGCUACUACUGCUCUCGAUGUUCAAUUGUCUGACGAUACUGACUGCAAACUGACUCUUCCUCUUGCUGAUGAAUUCGAUACUUUAAGAAAACCUAAACGCUGUCCACACUUGAAAAAGAUGGUCAUGGUUCCAAAAAUACUCAAGGUUGCUCAGUCUAUGUAUAUCAAAGAUUCUGGAUGUCAUUCUUGCAAGUCCAAACUCAAGGCUGGAUCUGCUAAUCCCACUACUGACGUAUUGGUUCCACGUCAACGAGGUUUAUCUGCUCCUAUCAUGGCUUCUCGCGAUACUGCCAUUGGUCAGCUUGCUAGUGCUUCCAUCUCGGCUGUAAAUGUUCAAUCUCAAUUGGCUUCAAAUGAUAACGAUCCAUCCAUCGCCUUGUCGUGUGCUGUUAGCAUGAGUUCUCCGUUGGUGGGAUUUUCUGCUCGUCAGUUGUGGAUUUGUCUAUGUUGUGCCAAACUCAGUUGUGGUAGCGAAACUCAAGACCAUGUUCGCGCUCACGCUAUAAAGCGUCAACAUCAUCUUGUAAUGAAUACCGAUUCAUACGAUUGUUGGUGUUUUGCCUGUAGCUGUGAUAUUAUUGGUCAACCCAAUGCCAACAAAGUGAUUCUAGAGGCUCGUCGCAUCCUAGAAAAACACCGUAGACCGCCGCGACUUUUACCAUUGGAAUCAAUCGCUUCUCCUUUUUCAUCUACAGGUGAGGCUACUCACGCUUCAACUGCAAAAAAGUUACGCUCUACCGCUCUCAAAAUACCAGGACUCAACAAUAUCGGCAAUACAUGCUUUUUCAAUUCUGUCAUGCAGUCCUUGACAUAUACACAGCAUCUUUACAAGUAUAUCCCGGAAUCAGAGUCUUUUCAAACCAAUUCCUCAACAGGCUCGCCUAUUGUAAACAUGGAGCUUUCCUUGUCACAAAAUACCUCUCUACAUAAUACACAUCAAUCAGCCUCGCAGUCAUCUGAUCAUGUCAAUUCUGAUCUCCCAAAUCAGAAUGAUCCUGUACACAUAGCCAGCAAUGCGUCUGUUUGUAAACUAGAUUUACCCUUGGUUGAACCAAAUGAUCCUGCUGCACAAACUUCAAUCGUUUCAAACACAUCACUACCUAAACUUGUAAUUUCACACAAAACUACGCUAACAAACGAGCUUUUUCGAUUUUUUAGAACUAUGCGAAAACAGCUUUUAGCUGAAAGUUCAAGUUCUGUCAAUCCCCGCAAUCUGUUUGCCGAAAUCUCUAGACAGUGGGACAGCUAUUCGUCCUAUCAGCAACAGGAUAGUCACGAGCUUUUAAGGCGAUUACUGGAUGGUAUCAAGGAAGAACAGUAUGCUAAGGACAACAACGAAAGAGUCAUUUCAUUUCAACAAAAAACGUUCAUAGAUGAUGUGUUUGGAGGUCGUAUGGCAAGCAUUAUUGUAUGCGAUACCUGUAAACAUCCUUCUUUUUCGUUUGAAAGUUUUCUGGAUGUAUCCCUUUCCAUUAUAAAGCCAAUGGAACGACGUGCCAGUAUGCGCAAUUUUUUAAGCACUGUAAUCAAGCCAAGAAGUCGGCUUCCAAGUCCCAUCUCAUCAAAACGUGAACUACUGCCACAGCCUGUUUUAAAAACCUCUGAUGCUGUAAGCUCCAAUGGAUCAGAUGACGAGUCUAUAGAUAAGGCGGCUGAAAAGACAUUAACAGACAACGCGAAUCGUAGCAUUAUUACAAAGGGGUUAGAACUUCUUCGACUAUCUCCAAGACGCGGGCCUAUCAAUAAUCCUGUUUACACUACUAUUCCUAGUCCAACUCCACUGUCAUCACCCAAUACAUUGUCUGCACAACCUUUUUUUGAAGAAUUGGCGUCUUUUGAUCUGGCUACCAACCAAUUAUCCAAAUCUCCUCCUUCCAGCUCAACUACCUCUCCAUCUUCCAAACUUCAGCAGGUGGAUCCUAUAUCACUUCCACCUACUGAAGCACAAUGUAUUGCAACAAUGCAGUCUCUGUUGAAAUCACUUGACCCGAGUGAUUUGGGCCUUCAGUUUGAGCGCGCCAAAACAAAGUCGUUUGGAAGUACCUCGAGUAAUGCCAAUAUUGCCGCAUCACUUUCACGAUGCUUGACUGAUUUUAUGUCUGUAGAAACACUCGAAGGUGAAAACGGGUUGCAUUGUGAUAAUUGCUACAAGCUCAAAUACGGUAAUGAGGAAGAUCAGCCUUCAUCGUGUUCUUCAGAAGCUGUUCGACCUACAUCCAUUGAGGUGUCAGCAGCAACAAAAAAUAAUGAACUACCCAGUUUAUUUUGGACUGCCUCGACUCCGGGCCGAAUUCAACACAGCAGUUUUAACCAACUGUUGCCUCAAUCACAAGAUACCCCAUUGGUACAGGAUUUUCCAGCAGCAGCUUUACUACCCGUUGCAAAGCAGUCUACGAAUCAGAGCUCAAAGUACGAUGAAGAUAGCGAUGACUGUUUAGCCCUGAUGGCUGAUUCUCCUAAACUUCCAGAUCAUCCUAUCGAGUCUGUACAAUCUGAAACAGAACUUCAAGACGAUAUGGAAGACCACGAAGAUGAAUCCACUUCAUCAUCAAGCGAUCUUGAUUUUGAGAUUCAUAAUGUGAGUCUUACCAUUCCCGUAGAAGAAUUUAAACCCUCCGUGACAAAACCUACAACCCAAACUAAAAAACAUCCGCCUUGUAUAUCUCGAGCGUACAAACGGUUUCUGCUUUACGAUGCGCCACAAACUCUCGUAUUGCAUUUAAAACGGUUUGAACAAAUUGGUAACACGGAACGUACACGAAAACUUGAUUUGAUGGUUCCGUUUGAAGAGUGGUUGAAUCUGGAUAGUGUGAUGACACCUCCUGAAGUGUGCGAAACCCCACCCAAACAGAAAGGUACGUCUCAGAAAAACAGAGAGGGUGAUUCGAAUGGAUCACAAUUUGAACAGGUAGCAGAUGUAUCGAGUCAUCAUGGAGAUGGUCAUGUUACUCUCUCGGUACAUCCAUCCAGCGCUACACAGUCUAUGUUGAACCCAUCGCCUGUACUCACUUUGGCUCAUCAAGAUGCAUUGUCCCCUGUACCCACUCGUCGUCAGGGUGGAUGGUACCGUCUUUAUGCUGUAGUCGUUCAUUCUGGUAGUAUUUUUGGCGGUCAUUACGUGUCCUAUGUUCGUGUUCCUCCACUUGAACGUAUCGUGGCAUUUGGUGCAGAUACGUGCCAAGUGGAUCGAUGUUCCACACAUGAUACAUGGGCGUUUUGUAGCGAUAGUGCCGUUCGCUAUGCCACACUCGACGAAGUAUUGAAAUGUCAGGCUUAUAUUUUGUUUUACGAGCGGACAAGUUUGUAA
Batrachochytrium dendrobatidis JAM81 is the source of this 3531-nucleotide messenger RNA. RefSeq lists its product as uncharacterized. Lineage: Eukaryota; Fungi; Chytridiomycota; Chytridiomycetes; Rhizophydiales. The record is from RefSeq and is a predicted model, not a curated record. The transcript has 8 exons. Bases 1 to 3531 code for a protein of 1176 amino acids. Gene Ontology annotation, biological process: protein deubiquitination. Gene Ontology annotation, molecular function: zinc ion binding; cysteine-type deubiquitinase activity. Gene Ontology annotation, cellular component: cytosol; nucleus.